GAGCCUCAUUUCCUGUACGUGUUACGUAGGCUGCUGUUAGCUUGGUAGCUGGUGUGCUAACAAGAAAGAAGAUGGAUUCUCCCAUGCUGGAACCAUCCUUGUACACUGUCAAAGCAGUUCUAAUUCUGGACAACGAUGGAGACAGGCUUUAUGCCAAGUAUUAUGAUGACACAUACCCGACAGUGAAGGAGCAGAAGGCGUUUGAGAAGAACAUAUUCAACAAAACACACAGGACAGACAGCGAGAUAGCAUUACUUGAGGGCCUCACUGUUGUCUACAAGAGCAACAUUGACCUCUUCUUCUAUGUGAUUGGAAGUUCACAUGAAAAUGAGCUCAUGCUUAUGGCAGUUCUAAAUUGCCUAUUUGAUUCGCUGAGUCAGAUGUUGAGGAAAAAUGUUGAGAGGAGAGCUUUGCUGGAGAAUAUGGAGGGACUCUUCUUGGCUGUGGAUGAAAUUGUAGAUGGGGGGGUGAUUUUAGAGAGUGACCCACAACAAGUUGUGCACCGUGUGGCUCUUAGAGGUGAUGAUGUGCCUUUGACCGAGCAGACAGUCACCCAGGUGCUUCAGUCUGCCAAAGAACAGAUCAAGUGGUCGCUUCUACGAUAGAGUCAUGCCUGCACCAGUCUACCAGUGAGCCGCUGUUCAGCCCAGACUUAAUGGCACUGAUCCUCAUUUUCCUUUUCCUCUGAUUUCCACUCCUUCAAUCAAUGCUGUGAGGAGCACCAGUGACAGAUCCAGUCACACUCCCAGGAUGACUGCUUGACAAAAUUUCAUUUUCCUUUUAUUUUUUUGCCUUUUUUGUUGGCGCGGGCUUGCAUUGUACUCGACACAAGGAUAAGAUAUGGUGUACAUUCCAGUAACGGCUGGCCUGUUUUGUUUUGUUGGUUUGUUAUUUUUUCAUCAAGGACCUUGGGUGUUUAUUAAAGCAGUGUAUCUAUCUACAGAUGUAAAACGCUGAUGAACACCACCAUAGCCUGUGAUAACAUUCCAUGUGUCUCCUACAACAAGAAUUCUAUCCUUAAGGACACCAUCCUGUCACCUCCAGAUUACUGUUGAAAGAAUAGAGCCACUCUCUGUGUUCUUUAUUUUACAUUGAUGUUGUGAAUUAAAAAUUGUACACCUAGUACUGUAGUCAUACCUCUUAAUACAGCUGUAUGUUUUACAUAUAUUUUUUCUGGGGGUUUUCCAUCAUCAGAUACAUUUAAUAAACGUUUGUUGACACUG
This is a messenger RNA of Amphiprion ocellaris (clown anemonefish), 1223 nucleotides long. It is a transcript of the gene copz1, whose product is annotated as COPI coat complex subunit zeta 1. The coding region runs from base 72 to 605 and encodes 177 amino acids. Gene Ontology annotation, cellular component: COPI vesicle coat. Lineage: Eukaryota; Metazoa; Chordata; Actinopteri; Pomacentridae. The record is from RefSeq and is a predicted model, not a curated record. Gene Ontology annotation, biological process: intra-Golgi vesicle-mediated transport; retrograde vesicle-mediated transport, Golgi to endoplasmic reticulum; intracellular protein transport. The transcript is spliced from 9 exons.